Molecule: messenger RNA, 1179 nt
Organism: Ilex paraguariensis (yerba mate)
Lineage: Eukaryota; Viridiplantae; Streptophyta; Magnoliopsida; Aquifoliales; Aquifoliaceae
Source: the annotation of a GenBank genome assembly
UAGCAUUUUUCUUGGAGAUGAUGGAGAUGACUAUAUGAGUUGUUUUUCUUAUGUCAAGCAUGGAGCAUCACUUGCAGUGAUCUGGGGUCAUAUGUCCGAUGAGGUUUCUGUGGCUGCUGAGGCAGAUUUGACUUCAGUCAAAGAUGAACUUCGAAGUAACCAGACAAAGAGGUGGGAAGCAAUAGGCAUGUUAAAGCAUAUAUUUUCUUGGGUCAAUCUGGCGUGGGAAUUGAAGAAGCAUGCCAUCAAUUUUUUACUUUGCAUUUUGGAGGGAAGUGUCUCCCAUGACUGCCAGGCUGAACACAGCGACUGCUCAACUUAUAUGCAUACACUUUAUACUGCUCUGCAGGCCGUUGAAAUGGUUAUUAUAUAUGCAUCCGAUACAGUUCUACGGAAGAAUGCUUUUGAUGCAUUUAAAAAGGUACUUGCUGACAUUCCAUCUUCUCUGAGAUUUGACAUUUUAAUAGCUUUGAUAAAAAAUAGUGAUUAUUCUUCUAUGAUUGCUAUUAUUAUGGAUUGUUUUAAAGAGGAAAUGCACAUGGAAUAUCGCCAGAGGCUACAAGCAAUUGAUAAUGGCCCUCAAUUUAAAAUAUUCUGGAGCACUGGUGUCCUUGAAUUGUUGGAGUUUGUGUUUAGACCUCCAAAGGGAGGACCUCCAUCCCUCCCUGAGUUCAGUGAUGCAGUUCUGUCUGCCCUCAACCUGUACAGAUUUGUAUUGAUCACGGAAUCAACAGGAAAAACCAAUUACACUGGAUUGCUGGCCAAGGACAAGUUACAGAAGGCCUGCAAUGAAUGGUUCCUACCUCUACGUACCUUGGUUACAGGUAUUGUGGCAGAAAACGAGAAGGAUCAUGAUCAACUGGCAUUUGAUUCUGUUUGCGCCCUCAACCCUGUUGAGUUAGUUUUGUACCGCUGUAUUGAACUUGUAGAGGAAAAUCUUAAACACAAAGUGUAGCUUGUCAUCUACGCAGAUGAUACUUGAUAUCAGAGUCAUUGACAGGAAAACUUCAUAUUGUUCCAUGUUCAAGGGAUAGAUGAACAUAUACAUCAUGUAUACCAUAUUCGGGAUUUUGAUGCAUUCUAGUUGAGGCAGAAUCAUGGAAUUUUUAAGAAAAGGGUUUGCUGAAUAUUUCCUUGAAUUUACCUUGGAAUUUACUUUAUUUAACGCAAAAGAAAGGG